AUGUUUAAGAAAAUCAUGAAAGGUGGGAGCCGAAAGCUCUCUAGAAAUGAAUCGAAUGAUCCGUCUAUGUUUGGGUUUGAUCCACCAGGUAGGUCAGGUCUUGGUUCUAACAUGGUUGUGAAUCACGCAUCUCGUGGCUCAGCGGUUCCUUUAUCUCCUGGUUCCACACAACCUCCUCCUAUGUAUACAGUCGAGCCUCUCCCAUUGUUCAGAGACGUGCCUGUUUCCGAUCGUCAAGCUUUGUUCCUGAGGAAAUUGCAGAUUUGUUGUUUCCAGUUUGAUUUUACAGAUACGUUGAAGAAUGCUAGAGAGAAGGAGAUUAAGAGGCAGACAUUACUGGAGCUGGUUGAUUUUAUACAGUCUGGACCUGGGAAGAUCAAUGAAACUUGUCAGGGAGAAAUGGUGAAGAUGAUAGCUGUGAAUAUAUUCCGGUGUCUUCCUCCGGCGUCGCACGAGAAUACAGGUCAAGAGCCUGCUGAUCCUGAAGAAGAAGAGCCUUAUUUGGAACCAUCUUGGCCUCAUUUGCAGCUAGUUUAUGAGCUUUUGUUGAGAUAUAUUGUUCCUUCUGAUACAGAUACAAAGGUUGCGAAACGGUAUAUUGACCAUUCUUUUGUCUUGAGGUUACUUGAAUUGUUUGAGACUGAAGACCCUAGAGAAAGAGAGUACUUGAAAACGAUUCUUCAUAGGAUUUAUGGGAAGUUUAUGGUACACAGACCCUUUAUUAGGAAAGGAAUCAACCAUAUAUUCUAUAGGUUUAUUUACGAGACAGAGAGACAUAGCGGAAUUGGGGAGCUUUUGGAGAUUCUUGGUAGUAUUAUAAAUGGGUUUGCAUUGCCAAUGAAAGAGGAGCAUAAGCUCUUUUUGAUCAGGGCGUUGAUACCGCUGCAUAAGCCGAAACCGAUUGCUAUGUAUCAUCAACAAUUGUCUUACUGCAUUGUUCAGUUUGUGGAGAAAGAUUAUAAGCUUGCGGAUACAGUAAUCAGGGGAUUGUUAAAGUAUUGGCCUGUGACAAACUGUACAAAAGAGGUUCUCUUCCUUAAUGAACUUGAAGAGGUUCUUGAGGCAACACAACCUGUUGAGUUCCAACGCUGUAUGGUCUCUCUGUUCCAACAGAUUGCUCGUUGCCUCAAUAGCUCCCAUUUUCAGGUUGCAGAACGAUCUCUGUUCUUGUGGAACAACGAGCACGUCGUGGGUCUAAUCGCUCAGAACCGAGGCGUAAUCCUUCCAAUCAUAUUCUCUUCCCUGGAGAAAAACAUAGAAUCUCACUGGAACCAAGCGGUUCACGGGCUAAGCUCGAAUAUACAGAGAAUGUUCAUGGAGAUGGACCCUGAGCUCUUUGAAGAAUGCCUACAACAGUACGAAGAGAAACUAGCCAAAUCGAAAGAAGUUGAAGAACAACGCCAAAUUAGGUGGAAGAGAUUACAUGAAGCAGUGGAGGAACGAGAAAGAUUAGAAGAUCCUAUGAUCACUUCUUAG
Arabis nemorensis is the source of this 1476-nucleotide messenger RNA. The record is from the annotation of a GenBank genome assembly. Lineage: Eukaryota; Viridiplantae; Streptophyta; Magnoliopsida; Brassicales; Brassicaceae.